Suillus discolor is the source of this 1459-nucleotide messenger RNA. RefSeq lists its product as uncharacterized. The record is from RefSeq and is a predicted model, not a curated record. NCBI's taxonomy places the organism in Eukaryota, Fungi, Basidiomycota, Agaricomycetes, Boletales, Suillaceae. The transcript is spliced from 2 exons. Bases 366 to 1118 code for a protein of 250 amino acids.
GUUUUAAAUGCACUCGGCAUAUCGUUUUUGAGUCGCCAUGAAGAAUCCACAACUACUAGUACCGUAAUCUCGCUCUAGAGUCAUGGACAAUACGGCCAUUGAAACUCGUACUCAGAAUAAAAUGCAUCCAAAACGUAGUGGCGACGUACUACUUCCUCUUGCUAUCACACAGGUGGGAAGAGGCCAAGGCGCGGCUGCACGACAUCCAGGAUAAAGAUGUGCGCGAGUUGAAUGGACUUGGCGGCAUCGUGAAGUUGCAGUCGUUCUGCAAAGUUGCUCGUGAUACUAGGUAUCACUGGGCAUAGGUCGACACAUACUGCAUCGACAAGAAGAGCAAUAUCGAGGUCCAAGAAUAGAUCAACUUCAUGUUCGUCUGGUACCACCAUUCAGCGCUUACGAUCAUCUACCUUUCUGACGUCCCGCCUUCAUCCAAGUCUGGCGCUCUGGCGAAAAGCGAGUGGAACAGACGAGGAUGGAAUUCCUCGCUUCCAAAGUCAUUCUCUUCUCUCAGAAGGUUUGGUUAUCGAUCACUCCCAAAACCACAAAGAGUCCCCUACAAUCAUGAAGGAGUUGGAGGAUGCAACAGGCGUAGAUGCACAGGCCCUGAUCUCUUUUCAUUUAGGGAUGAGCAAUACCCGACAGAGACUUCAAUGGACAUCAUCUCGCGUUGCAAUGCGUCAGGAGUAUUCAUUGUUUGGCAUCUUAAAAGUCCGUCUGCCUGUAGAUCAUGUCGAAAAGAAGGAAAUCGCGCUCGGGCGUCUCCUGCAGGAGAUCGUGGCACACAGUCAGGCGACAUUACUGCCCUCGAUUGGGUCGGACAAUCAUCCGAAUUCAAUAGUUGUGUUACAGCCGACAUCACCUCUUACAACACUCCUCCAUGCACCCUUCCAUCUUCGUCUGAAGAUAAGAUUCAGACAACUGUCUCUUCGUUGCGGAAAAAUCGCGUGAUUAUGGAUUUGGCUUCGAAACUUUACGACCGGCUUGAUACCACAAGCGCUGCUCAUUUCGCGAACCACAGACUGCAUCUACCUUGCAUGACAUUCCGUGUCACAGACGCCAGUCCGGGCCCCAGGAGUCUCGAUAUGAGGUCAAGGCAGACGGGCUUCACGACCUGUUGAUCACCACCAAAGAGCCGAUUGUUCUCGCGGACAGUGCUCACUCAGCAAACCUUCGUGCUUGUCCGUCCCUGGGAUCAAUCUCUCCUCGAACUACCAGGCUUUUUAGAUUUUCCCGACGUUGGGGACGAUACGGAAAGCGAGGAGAAUUAUUGGACGCCACCUUCUUCUCCUUCAGACGAAUCACCUAGCCAUUCUCUUGUAAAACAGAAGGUGGUUGAUCUAGAAUCACGAGCAUUGCGGUUAUUUGUUCGACUUGGGCAGGAUUUCGGCGCAUUUAUGCUAGCGCGGUGGAGAAUACAAUAGGAUCGCGUCAGAUCGUGGUAUUAUUGCACAGGUCAAAG